Messenger RNA from Plodia interpunctella (Indianmeal moth), 942 nucleotides. RefSeq lists its product as uncharacterized. The transcript has 4 exons. Gene Ontology annotation, molecular function: protein binding. The coding region runs from base 110 to 769 and encodes 219 amino acids. NCBI's taxonomy places the organism in Eukaryota, Metazoa, Arthropoda, Insecta, Lepidoptera, Pyralidae. The record is from RefSeq and is a predicted model, not a curated record.
UGUAUCACAAUUUUUGUUUGUUUUCUUUUCCUUCUCGUGUUGGUUAUACUUACAUUUAGAAUCUACAAAAUAAAGUAGUUUUUUAAACUUUUCCACAACCGGCGUGAAUAUGGCAAAUGAGGCAGAUAGAGAAGAUAAUCUUUUUAAUUUAAAUCUUGGUAACAAAAUAGAUCCAACAGAAUUUGAUGUUACUAUAGGUUCUUUGUUGAUUGGUCUUGGUGCUGAAAAGUAUAUCGAAAUAUUCAGACGAUUUUGUUUCAGGAAGAAAAAUAUUGGACAAUCCACUUUGAUGGAACUUACAGAGGAAGAUCUAUGCAAGCUUGGAGUAGAUGAUGCUGAAAUCAGAAGGAAACUUAUUGAAGUUGUUAAAGAUUUACCUAUUUAUGAAGAAUGCUAUGAACAAUUGUCAAACAAGAGUAACUUAAAUCCAAUAGAAAUUGUGGACAUCUUUGAAGCAAGUUCCCAGCAUCUCUAUAGGAUAUAUUUAAGUAUCUUGGCAAAUACACUAGCAUUGAAAAAGACAAAGAAACUACAAGACUGUUUAGUUUAUAGAGACAAAUAUGCUUCAGAUGUUGCACUAACAACACUCAGUGAAAUUACUAAUAUAUUGAAUUCAAUGGAUAUAGCUCUACACACACAAAUAAAGGAUCUGACUAAGGAAUCCUCUAAUAACAUAAAGAGAAAGAAGAUAAUAGUUGCGACUGUAGGCACAGCAGUAAUAUCCAUAUUAACAUUGAUGUUUGUACGUUCCAUAAAGGAUUUGAAAUAGGCUGUCAAGCUACGACAUUGGUACCUAUUUGUUUGGAAUAUUUACUUACUUUCCUCAUGGUUACUACUUAAGGAUAUUAUUUUAUCUGAUGUCUUUAUGAUGGAGAUCUAUUACUUUUCAGAAAAUAUGUUAUAUUGUUAAGUACUUCAUUAGAAAUAAAUGUUUCAUAAUUU